Molecule: messenger RNA, 1105 nt
Organism: Saimiri boliviensis boliviensis (Bolivian squirrel monkey)
Lineage: Eukaryota; Metazoa; Chordata; Mammalia; Primates; Cebidae
Gene: KLK7
Product: kallikrein related peptidase 7
Biological process (GO): positive regulation of antibacterial peptide production; proteolysis
Cellular component (GO): secretory granule
Molecular function (GO): serine-type endopeptidase activity
Source: RefSeq, a predicted model, not a curated record
GAGACGCUCGGAGCUCAACCUUGUGCCAGCCUAGGUCAGAACUCGGAUCACAUCAGACCCUCUCGAGCAGAAGAGGCCUUUCCUGGCCUGGCAGCCCCUGAGCGGCUAAGCAGGGCACCAUGGCAGGACCCCUUCUCCUGACCCUGCAGAUCCUACUGCUGUUCUUAGCCCAGGGAGCUUCUGGACAAGGCGGGAGUGACAAGAUUAUUGAUGGCGCCCCAUGUACACAAGGCUCCCACCCAUGGCAGGUGGCCCUGCUCAAUGGCAACCAGCUCCACUGCGGGGGCGUCCUGGUCGGGGAGAGCUGGGUGCUCACUGCCGCCCACUGCAAGAUGAAUGUGUACACUGUGUACCUAGGCAGUGAUAAGCUGGGAGACAGGAAAGCUCAGAGGAUCACGGCCUGGACGUCGUUCCGCCACCCUGACUACAACACGCAGACCCAUGCGAACGACCUCAUGCUCGUGAAGCUGAGUAGGCCGGCCAGACUGUCAUCCACGGUCAAGAAAGUCCAGCUGCCCUCCAGCUGCGACCCCCCAGGAACCACAUGUACUGUCUCCGGAUGGGGCACUACCACAAGCCCAGAUGUGACCUUUCCCUCUAACCUCAUGUGCGUGGAUGUCAAGCUCAUCUCCAACCAGGAAUGCUCGAAGGUUUACAAGGACUUGCUGGACAGUUCCAUGCUGUGCGCCGGCAUCCCCGACUCCAAGAAAAACGCCUGCAAUGGUGACUCGGGGGGACCGCUGAUGUGCAGAGGUACCCUGCAAGGUCUGGUGUCCUGGGGAACUUUCCCUUGCAGCCAAGGCAAUAACCCGGGAGUCUACACUCAAGUCUGCAAGUUCACCAAGUGGAUAACUGACACCAUGAGAAACAAUCGCUAACCACUCCACCAAGAGUUAAAUAACUGUGUGCUUCCAACAGAACACGCACAGGAAGAAGGACGCUGGUGAUCUAUGACUUUACCUUUCCUCAAAAAUAUAUUAAAAUGUCAUGACCUGUUUGUAAACCAGUCAAACUGGCAAAGACCUAAAACCAAAACAAAUAAAGAAACACAAAACCCUCAGUGCUGGAGAAGAGUCAGUGAGACCAGCACUCUCAAACACUGGAA